AUGAUGGCAUUUGGGAUGCUAAAGACUUCAGUUUUACCAUUCCAAGUACUGAAUUGCCCAUCUUUAAAAGUUGAAGGGUCUAGGCUGUUAAAGUGCAAAGCUUUAAAGAUGGAGCUUACUAUAACUCAACCUGAUGAUUGGCAUCUUCAUUUACGUGAUGGUGACCUUCUUCAAGCUGUUGUCCCUCACAGUGCUAGUUGUUUUGGGAGGGCAAUUGUGAUGCCAAAUUUGAAGCCUCCUAUUACUACCACGGCUGCUGCUGUUGCUUACCGUGAAUCUAUCUUGAAAGCAUUGCCUGCUGAUAGUAAUUUUAGUCCGUUAAUGACUCUGUAUUUGACAGAUACUACAAGUCCUAAUGAGAUUAAGCUUGCAAGAGAAAGUGGGGUAGUUUCUGCUGUGAAGUUGUAUCCUGCUGGAGCUACAACAAAUUCUCAAGAUGGUGUUACUGAUCUUUUUGGAAAAUGUCUCCCUGUGCUUGAGGAGAUGGCGGAGCAGAAUAUCCCUUUGCUGGUUCAUGGGGAGGUUACAGAUCCUAAUGUUGAUAUCUUUGAUCGUGAAAAGGUCUUCAUUGACACUAUUUUACAACCUUUAAUCCAAAGGCUACCACAGCUAAAGGUUGUAAUGGAGCAUAUCACUACAUUGGAAGCUGUUAGGUUUGUUGAGUCUUGUAGUUAUGGAUCUGUGGCGGCAACUGUUACUCCACAGCAUCUUCUUCUCAAUAGAAAUGCUAUCUUUCAAGGAGGAUUGCAACCGCACAAUUACUGCCUUCCAGUACUCAAACGAGAAAUUCACAGGCAGGCUAUUGUUUCAGCUGUGACUAGCGGAAAUAAAAAGUUCUUUCUCGGAACUGAUAGCGCACCACAUGAGAAACGAAGGAAAGAAUGUGCUUGUGGAUGUGCUGGAAUUUAUAAUGCCCCUGUUGCUAUAUCACUAUAUGCCAAGGUUUUUGAAGAGGCUGGUGCACUUGACAAGCUGGAGGCUUUUACAAGCUUUAAUGGACCAGAUUUCUAUGGGCUUCCAAGGAACAAAUCGAAGAUCAAACUGACUAGGACUCCAUGGAAGGCGAAACACUUGAGUGGCAACCAUCUUCCAUUUGAUUUACACCUUGCAGUGGGAGAAAUUAAUUAUGCUUCUCCUUUUGUCCACUUAUUUAUCUUACUGGAUAUGUGUGGAUCGUCUGCUGGUGCAAAUGAGGCAGUGAAGGAUUCUUUGAUGCUGUUCAAGUACAAAGAAUUGAGAAAAGCAACAAAGAACUUUUCUGAGAAACUUGGGGAAGGAGGUUUUGGUUCUGUUUUCAUAGGAACAUUGUCCAAUUCAACUGCAAUAGCAGUGAAGCAACUCAGAAGUCUUCAGCAAGGUGAGAAACAAUUCAUCACAGAAGUGAAAACCAUUGGAACAAUCCAACACAACAAUGUUGUCCGCCUCCGGGGACUUUGCGUUGAAGCUGCAACAAGAUUCUUGGUUUACGAUUACAUGCCGAAUGGUUCUUUGGAAACACUUAUAUUUCGAAACAGUGCGAAGACUUUAGAUUGGAAUAGCAGACAUCAUAUAGCAGUUGGAACUGCUAGAGGAUUGGCUUACCUUCAUGAAGGCUGCAGAAACUGCAUCAUCCAUUGCGACAUCAAACCUCAGAACAUUUUAUUGGAUGCAGAAUACAACCCCAAGGUAGCUGAUUUAGGCCUUGCAAAGAUCUUGGGCCAAGAAUUUAGCCGAGUCCUGACAACCCUGAGAGGAACUAGAGGCGAUCUAGCUCUAGAAUGGAUUUCCGGCGAAGCCGUCACUCCGAAAGCAGAUGUUUUUAGCUAUGGAAUGCUGCUAUGUGAAACCAUAUCUGGAAGGAGAAACAGUGAAUCUUUUGAUGAUGGGGCAGCAGAUUACUUCCCUUUCUAG
This is a messenger RNA of Dovyalis caffra, 1890 nucleotides long. The record is from the annotation of a GenBank genome assembly. NCBI's taxonomy places the organism in Eukaryota, Viridiplantae, Streptophyta, Magnoliopsida, Malpighiales, Salicaceae.